Messenger RNA from Cyanistes caeruleus (blue tit), 3628 nucleotides. It is a transcript of the gene MIIP, whose product is annotated as migration and invasion inhibitory protein. The record is from RefSeq and is a predicted model, not a curated record. Lineage: Eukaryota; Metazoa; Chordata; Aves; Passeriformes; Paridae. Gene Ontology annotation, biological process: negative regulation of G2/M transition of mitotic cell cycle; negative regulation of cell migration.
CGGGAAACGCCGCAGGGCCUGGCGGGACUCGCGGGCUCCCCACACGGAGAGAGGGGAGGGUUCACCGUUCUCUGCCGGCUGCCUCUUCUCCUCUUGGAAAAGAAAGGGGAAUUUUGCAUUUCUCGGGCUCUCCCCCCUUCGUCGUGACCUUGGGAGGCCGAAGCAGCGCGUCUGUGGGUGUUGAACAACUUCCUCGCGGGGAGGGAGCUCUCAGCUCCCGAGACAGCCAUUGUUUAUUUCUAACUGCGGGAGGCGAAGCUCCUUAUCACAAAGGUUUCAAAUUAGAGCAGUUUCACAAGCUUGAGCCGCGGGGUUGGGCAUGAAGGACUUGUAGAUUGUGCCAAGAGUGGACCUCAUCUGGUAAAACCCUUCCAGAAAGUCCCUCGACUGAUGUUAUUUUCAGAGUAUUUGCUUUCUGAUGAGCAAUGAUGAGAGGAUGCUCAUCAAAGCUAUUAGCUUUGUCCUGUGAAGGCUGUGAGAACUGCUCAUAAAAUUUGGCUUUUUUUAAAAAAAUGGUUUUUUUAAGUUGUCUCAGAUUUAGUGCCUCAACACUGCUAUUUCUAUUUUCGUGUUCUCUCCCUUAUUUUUUGUAAGAAAGAGAUGUUGUAGUUGAUUGUUAGCACUGCUCCCACUGCUGUUGUACCGCAUGUGCAUUUGAUUCCUCGUGUCCAGUCGCCAGGGUAGCAGACACAAAAACAAAUCAGAUGAGAUUUGCAGUAGUUUUUGGGGAUCCUUGAGAACAAAAGGUCCCAGAGAAGCACAUUGUUUUCUUGAGAACAUAAUUUAUCAGUCUAGUCAAAAGCAGUGUGGGAGUUGAGGUUUUUUUAUUUAAAAAUCCACUUUCUGCAAAUUUAGAGGAGCUUGUGAUAUUGUAAAGAUGUUAAACAGUGUGACAACCUUUCAGUCAAACUAGGCUUUAUUUAUUUAUCCAUUUCACCUCCCUCUUUUAAUAAGAGGGCAUCCCUUUGUGGAUUUAAUUUAAUUAAUUUGUGGGGUUGGAAUUGCCAGAACCUGUAGUCCUGGGUCAUAGCUGAGCCUUUUGGAGCCUUCCUGCCCAGGGAACAUGGAAGACAGCUUUGACUCUGUAUUUCUUUUGGAUGGAGCAGAUGCAUUCAUAUUAAUUAGUUAUAUUUUGAACUUAUGAGCAUUCUGGUGUUGCCACAAUAUAAAUUUCAUUGCUUCAAAGGAACAUUACAGCAGAAUUACAUAAGUAUGUCCUAAAUAACAGCCUCUAAACCAAAUGUCUUUUAUUUAGCUUUUUGAUGUGAAUUUUCAUGUUUGCUGUUUCCUCUGUCAGAGUUUCUUUCCUCUGUUAAGUCAGCUCCCAGUUUCUGAGUGUAAGAUAUUUGACAGUAUAUCCAAGGGGAGAGAAGCAUCUAGUGGUGCUGGUUCUGAGCAUAAGGAGCUUUGAGACUGGCUCAUUUCUCAGGAGCAGGAAUCAUCAUUUCAACAGCUGAUGGACUUAGAGCUCCUGAAGAGGCUGCGCCAGGUCAACCAGGACCUUCUACAAAGGCUGAAAAUGAAGCAGGAAGAGAUCAGAAAGAGAAUUCCCAGCAAGCAACUCCUUCCAGCAUCUCUUCAUAGCAGUACAGCUGCUGACAGAUGUGUCCCCUUGCCCAGGAGAGUGAAGGAAAAUCAGGUUGAUGCAGUAAAGUCUGCAGCUGAUCCUGGAAUAAUGGUGAUUGUGGAACCCAGAGCUGGCCCCAGUUCAUCUCUUAAACACACCAGCAGUGACAGAGGGCUACAGCAACAGCAAACAAGGACACAGGAAGGAGCAGGUUUUGAUUCCAGCUUUCCUGGGAAAGAGAAGAAUGUUACACCAGUGCCUACAAUCGUUAUGUGUGGCAGAGAAAUCUCCAGAGUAGAUGGGGAUGGCCGUGCUCAAGGAAGACCAGAGAAAGAAUCCUCCUUCCUGGGACCUGGAGAGAACAGAGAACAGUCUGCUCUGCCACAUGGUUCCCAUGAGAAGACUCAUCCAGGGCCAUCACUGAGCAGAGAGCAAAAUAAAGAGAGCAGUGGGCAGCACGUGGUCAUUGGAGAGCCCCAUGUCCCUACAUCAGUCCUGCUGACAUCUCAGUCCAGAGAGUUGAAGAAGGAAGCUUCUCAUGUGACUUCACAGCCUGACCCUGAAGAAGAUACCAUAAGUGUCAGCAGCUGCUCUGCCCAUCCUUUCCUGGGCUAUGACUGGAUUGCAGGGCUCCUUGAUAUAAAGUCUUCAGUCACAGAAGAAUCUGAGCAAUACUUCACUGAGCUGCAGGAGUUCAGACAGUCCAACAGAGAAAGCUGUGUUCAUCAGCAGGACCUGGAGCCCAAGGCUCUGGAUUGCACAGGUCCUGAACAGGAACUGGAUUUGAUAACUGGUUCUCAUAAGUGUGUUUACUGUUACCGGUUAAACCAGCGCCUCUUCACCAUCCCUGUGGAUUCAGAAUCUGCCUGCCAUGUGUGUAAGAUGCCACGUACCCACCAGCCCUCAGGGACACUGGAAGAGCCAACCCAUGUCAGGGUCAGCAUUCCCAGGUCUGCCCUCUUGCCAGCCUACAAGUACAAAGCCCAUCGCAGGAGGAGCUUUGAGCCGGCCGAUGAUCUAGCGCUGCCUUCGCAUUGCUUGGCUGGCUGGGAAAAUAUGGUCCCUUCCAGCAACGCCCUGCUCAGCAGUUUGGAUCUGCGAGCCUCACUGGAAGAGAAGCCUUCUCCCUGUCCUGUGGGCUCAUUGUCCAGGGUGUCAGGAGAAGCCAGAACUGACAAGUUUCUACACCUGCCUCACUUGGCACACCCGAGGUUUAGCAGAGCAAACCAGGACCAAAGACAGCAGCUCUCAGUUCAGAGCCCAUUCCCUCAACACUCUGGACCACUGACUUGAUUGCCUUGGGAAAGGGAUGGGCACAGCACAUGGAAACAGCUGAGAAACAAAGAUAUUUGGAUAAAAAUAAAUCUUUGGAUGGAUUUUCCCCGGUUUUCAUAGUCAUGCAGUGAGCAGAUAAUAUACAGAUCUGAGUUUGUACAGUCCACUGUGUUCACUUUGCAUUUUUUGCCUUUUACAGCUACUUCUGAGCAGCUGCCUGAGCUGUCCCAGCUAGGGCUGGAUAAAGUCGUGUCCAGGAUCAGUAGUGCAUCUCCCACCUCAACUGAGUAACCAGCAGUGUAGCAUUAACUCUGAAUUAAUGGUGAGGAAUUGGCCUGUGAAGGUCCUGGCUCAGUGCAGUGACACAAAUAUGUUUAUUUCCAAGUAUUUGAAACAUAACACACAAUUUUCUAGUGCCUUAAACUUGAGUUCUUCAAUAAUUUGUAAAAAUUUUUAAAGUCCAGUUUAUUCUCAGUGCAAUGUGUGUAGCUACAGAGUGUGUUACUUCAGAGUAACUUGGAAUGUGAAAAAACACCUUAAAGUAAAAUGAGAUUUUAUUCAUCAAUGAGCUAGAUAAUGCCUUAAAAUCUUUGCAAAUUUUGCUUGCCUCUAUUUUUCCAAGUUUCCUGGAGAUAAACCAAAAAAGCAUUUUAGAAUUUUUAAAUUGUACCAAACUAAACUACUUCAUAUAGAAUGUGAUUUGUUUGAACUUUAUAGACCAAUCUUAUUUUUCUUGUCUGGAAACAAUAAAACUGAUGUUUUGUUUUACUUUGAAUUUUCUGAAAC